This is a messenger RNA of Emiliania huxleyi CCMP1516, 729 nucleotides long. RefSeq lists its product as hypothetical. Bases 1 to 729 code for a protein of 242 amino acids. The record is from RefSeq and is a predicted model, not a curated record. NCBI's taxonomy places the organism in Eukaryota, Haptophyta, Isochrysidales, Noelaerhabdaceae. The transcript is spliced from 3 exons.
AUGGCGGAGAACGCUACUGGCGGCGUGAAAGGGCCUCUCUCGGAGGGUUGCGGGCUAACCUUGCGACCGACGCAGCGCAGCGAUAUCAGCGUCGAGAGACCAACCGCGUUGCAAUCUACGGGAGCCGCCUUUCUUUGCGACUCCCGCGAGGGCGGCGACGCACUUAGCUCCGCGGCGCCUCCUCAGCUGCGGGUCCGCUCGAUCAAGACCCUGGGCACCGCCGACGCGGACGUGCUGCGCCUGGAGCAGCAGAGCAUCUUCAACGUCUCGAACCUCCUCGAGAAGGCGAAGGCCGCGCGGGAGCGGCGCGAGGCGGCGGGCAUCUCGGACAGCGUCGAGGUGCGGCAGGACCGCGAGGCCCCCCCCUUCGACACGCGCCUCGUGGGCAAGUGGCUGGAGGUGUGCUGGCCAUACAAGGAGGAGGGUAGGACGGUCAAGAUCUGGGCCGCCGGCAGGGUGAAGCGCGUCGCGGACGGCCUCACCGACAAGAGGAGCCCGCGCGCACGCAAGAUCCUCCCGGCCGGCAUGCUGCUCUGGGCGUGGGACGCCGACCCCGAGUACGACGAGCCGGCGGGGGAGAGAUGGAUCGCCUUUCUUCCCGAGAAGUGGAACAAACCCGUCUCAUAUGGGUGGCGGCUCGAUCCCCGCGAGCUGGGCGCCACCGGCCCGCCCCGCACGCCGCUCAUUGAAGAGGAGGAGGAGGAGGAGGCGCCGCGCGCGCGCCGGUGA